Messenger RNA from Lolium perenne, 3530 nucleotides. NCBI's taxonomy places the organism in Eukaryota, Viridiplantae, Streptophyta, Magnoliopsida, Poales, Poaceae. The record is from RefSeq and is a predicted model, not a curated record.
GAAAAAACAAUGGAGGAACAACAAUGGAGUACACAGGAUGAAGAAGUAGUAGAGGAGAAGCACCACCAAAGCGAACAUCACGCGCUCGUUCGACUCCUCGCGCUGGCCUUCGUCAAGGUCGGCGGGAGCCCCACCCGUACUGCGCCGCCGGCUUGCACUCUCGGCAAGGCUUCCGUGGAGCGCGUCGCCGCGGAGAAGCCUUCUCAAGCCCAAGUCGGUGAUUCGCCCGUCAGCAAACCGCCGCCAUGGUGCCCCUCGCGGCUCGCGCCAAAACCACCGCCGCUCGGGGUCCCGCGCCCCCGCACGACCCGCGGCGGGCUGGCGGCGCCCGUAGCGCCCCAAUGGCACAGGGGUUGAGGGAGCUCCAGGUCCGAGCCCUCGACGGGCGGUCCACCGCCGUAACGCUCGCCGCCGCCGCCUCCGUCGGGGACCUCAAGGCCGUGCUCAGGAGCUCCUUCCCUCCCGCGCAGAUCUCCCACAACUUCCAUCUCCUCCUCAAGGUGAACCAUCCCCCGGAUGCGUUUCUGACCCUUUUGGUUUGGGUGGAUGCAGGAUGUCAUUACCACUGGCACUGAGUGUCACGCUUCGCGGAAUUGCUGCACGCCGGCACCUGAUCUCUGCACACGAAAUACCUGCAGCUCUUCUGAUGAUAGCAUGUUUUCUCAUGAUGAAGGGUGCUGAACUGCGAUUAGACGCCGAUAUUGACAGCCUCGUCGUCAGCGAUGGAGAAUUCAUCGUCCUCGUUCCCUUUCCACGGAAGUCAGGGCAGGCCGCUCCAGUGGCCAUGCCAGGCGAAGAGGGGAGUGCAAAUCCACCAACAUGUAGAUGUUCAUGGAAAAGGAGGAAACUAUGUAAGGAGAACGGAAAUAGCUCCAGGGGUGCAUCUGGAGUGGACGGUGCAUCGGGGCAGCCUACCAUGAGUAAGAAGAGUGGUUUUGUCAAAUCUGCUGUAUCACCAUGCCAUGGUAAACACCCCUUGGGACCUGCUGAAAUGGUUGAACAUCUGAAAAAAGGCCUUGGAAAGGGGGGACAGAUUGUACAUGUUGAAGAGAUACCAUGUAGAGGGGCAUCAUAUGCAGAAGUUCCUCGUCAUCUUUCAGAAGCUAUGAGGGAAGCAUUAGAAAGUAUUGGGAUAACUAGAUUGUAUAGCCAUCAGUCUGAAGCUAUACAAUCUUUCAUUUCUGGGAAGCAUGUUGUGGUUGCAACCUCAACAUCGAGUGGGAAGUCUCUGUGUUACAAUAUCCCUGUUCUUGAAUCUCUCUCUCAAGAUUUGACGGCGUGUGCUCUUUAUAUAUUUCCGACAAAGGCUUUAGCUCAAGAUCAGUUGAGGACUUUAGUGGAGAUGAAAAAAGCAUUUCGCGCCGAUAUUAAUGUUAACAUCUAUAAUGGAGAUACUCCUAGAGAAGAUCGUCUGUGGAUCAGGGAUAAUGCCCGGCUGUUAAUUACCAACCCAGAUAUGCUGCACUUGUCAGUCCUACCACGGCAUGGUCAAUUUCGAAGGAUUUUGUCAAAUCUCAGGUAUAUUGUCAUUGAUGAAGCACAUUCAUAUCAAGGAGCAUUUGGCUGCCAUACUGCAUUUAUACUUAGAAGACUGAAGCGCAUUUGUUCACAUAUUUACUUGCCUUACGGCAGUCAUCCUACAUUCAUGUUUUGUACAGCUACCUCAGCAAACCCACGUGAGCAUGUUAUGGAGCUGGCCAAAUUGGAUAAUGUUGAGUUGAUUCAGAAAGAUGGAAGCCCAUGUGGUUCAAAAUAUUUUCUCCUGUGGAAUCCCCCACUACAAAUGACAAAAGAGGGAAGUCCAAAAGGUAGUUCAGUAACUAGGCGCUCAAGCCCAAUAGUAGAGGUUUCUUAUAUUUUCUCGGAGAUGGUUCAACAUGGGCUCCGCUGCAUUGCAUUCUGUAAAACAAGGAAGCUAUGUGAGCUUGUUCUAUCUUACACGCGUGAAAUUCUUGAGGUGACUGCAAAAGAACUGGUAGAUUCUAUCUGUGUAUACCGUUCUGGCUACAUUGCAGAGGAUAGAAGAAAAAUUGAGGCUGAUCUCUUUGACGGAAAACUUCGUGGUGUCGCUGCAACAAAUGCUCUUGAGCUGGGAAUUGAUGUUGGACAUAUUGAUGCAACAUUGCAUCUUGGAUUUCCCGGGAGUGUUGCCAGUUUAUGGCAGCAAGCCGAAAGAGCUGGAAGGAGAGCAAAACAAUCAUUAGCCAUUUAUGUUGCAUUUGAGGGUCCUUUAGAUCAGAAUUUCAUGAAUUCCCCACAUGAACUAUUUGGCAGACCAAUUGAGCACUGCCAAGUUGAUUCACAUAACCCCAAGAUUUUCGAACAGCACCUUGCCUGUGCUGCUUAUGAACAUCCAAUAUGCCUGCAAUAUGAUGAGCAGCACUUCGGUUCUAGUCUGGAUAGUAUAAUGACGACUCUAAAAAUGAAAGGUUAUCUGAUUAACAAUCCAUCUGGACCUUUUUCUUCGACUAUGUGGAAGUAUAUUGGACCAGAGAAAAGACCUUCACAGACAGUGAGCAUAAGAGCAAUUCAGCAUGGCAAGUACAGCGUAAUAGACAAGUUAAAUAACAGAUUACUUGAGGAAAUUGAGGAAAGUAAGGCAUUUUUCCAGGUGUAUGAGGGUGCUAUUUACAUGCAUCAGGGUGUCAAUUACUUAGUUGUCGAGCUUGAUUUAUCAUCAAAAACAGCUUUCUGCUGGAAAGCUGAUGUGAAUUAUUACACAAAAACUCAAGACUACACUGAGAUUAAUGUCCUCGGAGGAGAUUUCGCUUGUCUUCCGACGGUUACAUGCAAAACUAACUGUUUGAAUACAACUGCCCAAGCAAAUGAUUGCCAGGGGACAACCCAAUGGUCUGGUUUUCAUCGCAUACGUAGAUCAGACAAUGAAAUAUUGGAUAGCGUUGGACUUUGCCUACCUCCAUAUUCCUACAAUUCUGAGGCUGUUUGGAUACAGAUUCCGCAGUGGGCAAAAAUUGCUGUGGAGGAAAGGAAACUAGAGCUUCGACGUGGUUCACAUGCUGCUUCACACGCUCUCUUGAAUAUAUUGCCUUUGCAUAUGAUGUGUAGUGCUUCUGAUCUAGGAACGGAAUGUCAUGAAACCCGUGGUAAUCCAGAAAGAAUUCUUUUAUACGAUAAACACCCUGGUGGUAUCGGCAUAGCAUCAAAGGUCAAAAUGCGUUUUGGGGAACUUCUACUUGCUGGUUUAGAGCUUGUUUCAACAUGCAGUUGCACUAGUGGUGAUGGUUGUCUAAGAUGUAUACAUUCAUAUACAUGUAGCAUAUAUAACAGGGUUUUGGACAAGGAAGCGGCGAUUUUGAUCCUGAAGGGAGUAAUUGAAUACGAGAGAUUAUAUUUUGAAGUGGAAGAAUCUUCUUAUAGAAGCCGAUGUGCAAGAGAGGUACAAACUAUGAGUUGUGACGCACUAACUAAACAUUCUUUCAAGGCCUUUUCUAUUAGAAACAUAUAAACAAUUGUAUGGUUACCAAUUGAUUCUUUGCAUGUGCACAUAAUUGAAAUUCAAUUACCGGUCC